Rhipicephalus microplus (southern cattle tick) is the source of this 1645-nucleotide messenger RNA. RefSeq lists its product as uncharacterized. Gene Ontology annotation, biological process: regulation of transcription by RNA polymerase II. Lineage: Eukaryota; Metazoa; Arthropoda; Arachnida; Ixodida; Ixodidae. Gene Ontology annotation, molecular function: DNA-binding transcription factor activity; RNA polymerase II cis-regulatory region sequence-specific DNA binding. The record is from RefSeq and is a predicted model, not a curated record.
AGUUACGGAGGACGUGGAUCCGUGUGUUGAUCACGGACACUAUGCCAAUGAAGUUACAGUGGACUUGAAGCCGAUUGUUGAUCACAGGCAUAAUGCGAAUGAAGGUAUGGCUUUGGUGGACGAAAAGGCGAGUGUUGAUGAUGGACAUGAUGCGAAUACAGUUACUCUCUGUGAAGGUUCCUUGCCUGCGGCAUCUCAGGACCAGUACCAUUCACUCGUGUUUGUAGAAGAUGGACUGCAUUCCUGCCGUCAGUGUGCAUAUACAACCAGGAUUAAGGCGAACAUGAGAGUACACCUUCGCCGACACACAGGGGAGCAUCCCUUCCAGUGUCACCUUUGCCCGGCUACUUUCACUGCGAAAUUCCAUCUCACAGAGCACAUUCGCACUCAUACCGGAGAGCGUCCUUUCUCCUGCACGCAGUGCAAUGCAUCCUUUUCACUGAAACACAACCUGAAGGAACACUUGCGCACCCACACAGGAGAACGUCCCUUUUGCUGUGUUCACUGCAGUAAAUCCUUUUCAAAGAAAUGUAACCUGAAGCAGCACAUGCGCACCCACAUGCCCAACCGCAUUAUAGAGCGACCCUUUUCUUGUGGCCAGUGCAAUGCAUCCUUCACAUCCAGAUUCCAAGUCAAGCAACAUAUCCGCACCCACACAGGAGAGCGUCCUUUCUCUUGUCUCUACUGCGAUGCAUCCUUUUCACGAAAGCGGGAUCUCAGGAGUCACGAGCGCAUCCACACAGGAGAGCGUCCAUUUUCCUGUGAUAAUUGUGAUGCAGCCUUUGCGCAGAGGCGCAACCUCGUGCUGCACAUGCGCACCCACACAGGCGAACGUCCCUUUUCCUGUGGCCACUGCGAUGCAUCCUUUUCAGUGAAGCGCAACCUCAGUAGUCACGUGCGCGCCCACACAGGAGAGCGUCCGUUUUCCUGUGGCCACUGUGAUGCAUCCUUUUUAUCCAGAAGCAACAUGAAGCGACAUAUGCGCACUCACACAGGCGAACGUCCCUUUUCCUGUGGCCACUGUGAUACAUCCUUUGCACGAAAAAGCAGCCUCGUAGUGCACACUCGUACCCACACAGGAGAGCGUCCAUAUUCCUGCAUCUACUGUAAUGCAUCUUUUUUCCGAAGAAGCACGUUCAAUCGCCACAUCUUAGGACUUCAUCCCAAGGAAGCCCUGAAAGGCAGGGGUGCCAGUGUUCCUAAUGUGGAGGUAACUUGACUGAUUUAUUCUGCUAGAAGGUGACCUUAUAAAAAACAAAACUCUUUACUGCCGAGUGUUGCAAAUUCACGACAUGCUGGAAAACUCUGAGCAAGCAAGUGAAGAAAUUUGUGCCGCCUUUAACGCCGGUUGUGAAGCUCUCACAAGGGACAUAGCUUUCAGCAGGGAAAAUCUAGCACUGUUUUCUGUAAAGAAUUUCAUGCUCGAACCAGGUGUUGUGUAGCUGAUGGUAGAGCUUCUCAAUGCAUGCUCAACGUCUCUCCCUUCAUUUUUGAUCCCCUGAGUAACAUAGCUUAGUCUUCUGUAAUUUUUGUGGUGUAAUAAAUGCAAGCUUGCUACUCAGAGCUGAAAAUAAGAAAAGAAUUUUUUUUGGCAGUGUGAUAAUUCAGGAAUUAAAAGGCCAAGGUGCCCCGAAAAGUUUUCACA